This is a messenger RNA of Anolis carolinensis (green anole), 4422 nucleotides long. RefSeq names its product four and a half LIM domains 5 (gene fhl5). Gene Ontology annotation, cellular component: nucleus; Z disc. The record is from RefSeq and is a predicted model, not a curated record. Lineage: Eukaryota; Metazoa; Chordata; Lepidosauria; Squamata; Anolidae. The transcript has 7 exons. Gene Ontology annotation, biological process: positive regulation of transcription by RNA polymerase II. The coding region runs from base 381 to 1247 and encodes 288 amino acids. Gene Ontology annotation, molecular function: transcription coactivator activity.
AUCAUUGCAAGGGUGAGGGUAUGAAAUAAUUGUAGUAAGGUGGUAUGAAAUAAUUGUAGUAAGAUCUUUGAAACGCCCCCUCCCUUCCUUCUGAAAUACAAGCAUUUUAAAGGCCCUCCUACAUUAUGUGUGUGUUGGAUAUGACAAAAUAGCAAAGAAGCCAGCUGGUUGAGGGCUAAAGGAAAUGAACUGACCUUCUUGGCUGCCUUCUUCAAAAGCAAAAAAGGUAAAAAAAAUCCACUCACAGGAGACAAAACAGAUCUGCUGGAUUACGCUUAUUUCUUUUGGAUCCCUUGUUUCUCUGAAAAUGACUCAGAUACCUUCUUUGCCUUUGCUUUGAUGCUCAUUGGCACAAAAAAAAUAUCAGGAAACAAUAAAAAAUGGCAAGUGAUAUGUCCAAUUGCUAUCACUGCAUGGCUUCUCUUUGUGGAAAACAAUUUGCCAUGAAAGAAGAUCAUCCUUACUGCGUGAAGUGCUAUGACAGCCUCUUUGCUAAUUUCUGUGAAGACUGCAAGAAGCCUAUUGAAUGUGACUCCAAGGAUCUUGCUUAUAAAGGCCGCCACUGGCACGAAGGGUGCUUCAAGUGCGCCAAGUGUACUCAGUCUUUGGUAGAGAAGCCUUUUGCAGCCAAAGACGAGCUCUUGCUGUGUACAGAGUGUUAUUCCAAUGAGUACUCAUCCAAGUGCUUCCACUGCAAGAGAACCAUUAUGCCAGGUUCACGUAAAAUGGAGUUUAAGGGAGACUGUUGGCAUGAAUCUUGCUUUGUAUGCCAACACUGUCAACAACCACUAGGAAUAAAGCCUCUAAUUACCAAGGAUGGUGACAAUUACUGUGUUCCCUGCUUUGAAAAGCAAUUUGCUCAGCAUUGUUACUCCUGCAAAAAGGUGAUAACUACUGGUGGUGUGACUUAUCAUGACCAGCCAUGGCACAAAGAAUGCUUCCUUUGUAGUGGAUGUGAGAAGCAGCUUGCAGGACAACGGUUUAUUUCCAAAGAUGAGCAGCCUUACUGUCUUGAGUGCUUUAGCAGGUGUUAUGCAAAGAAAUGCACAGCCUGUGCCAAGCCCAUUACAGCUCUCGGGGGAGACAAAUUUAUUUCUUUUGAAGAUCGCCACUGGCACAGUGACUGCUUCAAGUGUGGGAAGUGUUCCAACUCUUUGGUGGGAAAAGGCUUUUUGACCCACCAGGAAGGCAUCCUUUGCUGUAGGUGUGGAAGCGCUGACUAUCAGAAACCUGCCGGCCAAGUAUAAUGGUUGUUUAGUUGUGCAAAUCAGUAUUCUUUCACAGAAGCAGUUACAUUCUAUGUACCUACUUUAAAUAGCCCUUGUUCUUGUUAAGAAAACAACUUCCAAUAUGUAUUAAUUUGGAAGAAUUCAUAGUCUGUCCUGCUUUCCUUGGAGGAGAGUGCACUCUGCUGUUUGAAAUACAGGGUUGUAUGGUUUUGCUGUACAUCAAAAUUCUAUUAAAAACUGGCUGUAACAUAGCUUGGCUGAAGAAACAGAAAACAGGACUUCUCCGACAGAACAAUAUGCAUCUUUUUCUGGCACCAUCUUUGUCCUUCCUAAACCAAUGUCAACAACAAAAAAUUAGGUUGGACAGACCAAAAAAAAAGGGGGGGGGAGAACAGCACAGCAAAAAAAAAAAAGGGAAGUUAUACUUUGCUGCAUCUAGGGAUGCCUUUCAUUAUAUCACCGCAGAAUCAAGUCAUAUCACAGUAAAUGUCACAUGGGAGUUCUAUAGAUGUUGCACCAACCAGGUGGAUGCCUUGUUCCUUUCCCAAAAUCCAGUGGAUAGGUUUGUGAGUGUCAAGGUCUGUAUUGGGAAUACAGGAGAUUUACAGCAGAAACAUCUCUUACUUGUUUUGAAAUGGAACAAGUGCCUGCAUUGUACAUAUCAUUGUAUAUAUUUAUGUGGCCAGUAGCAGUUUUAAGAGUGAGUGGAAAUUAUUCAUUAGGAAAUUAAUGUGUGUGUAAAACGUUAAAUCUCAGAUUCCUACUUCACCAAAGCCCCUUUCAAUGGUCAUCCAGCCUAUGACUGCAUUUGAUGGGUGUAGUGGCCAAGAGAAGGCAUUGGAGAUGUUGAUCAUGGAGCAUCUAGACUGUCCUUGAUAAUGUAGGUGGUCCAAUGAGAAUCUUGUCUAGGCUUCAAUCCUAUAGCCAGUUGCCUGAGAUUAUUGAACAAAUCUUUCAAAACAAAAAAACAACAACCAUGACAUGGGUCAGAAACAAUAUGAAGGCACACCAGCACCAUAACAACAAAUUCUCUAGUAAUUGUUUAUAAGUGUGAAGUACAAAAUAUUUUUCUCCUUACUUCAAAUACUCAUACAUGCCCUGUUUGAGUGUUGUUUGGUGCAAAGGAGGUUAUAGGGCGUGUAUUCCAAACCAAAGUCCCUUUUACAUACUACUCUUGGCAUGGAGAAGGUAGGCUUAUAUCUGCCUAUUUCUGCAGGUCUUUUGUUGUUGUUAGAAGCCCAAGGAAUGUAACAAGGCAUAUAAGACAGAAACUAAUGGCUCAGGUGUUUUCAAAAAGGAGAAAAUGCUUAUAAAUAAUGACAUUUUCACUUAUAUCUUCUACUGUAAAUAGUACCUAGUUUACAGGUUUCCUGUUUGCUUUGCUUUCGCUGAAACGAUGACGAACAACUAUGGUCACUCACUUGUGCUAUUCCAACAAAGGCUCAGUUUCGGUGUAUUAUUUUUUUAUCAGCUGUAUUGUUUUGCUCACGUGCCUAAAGCUAAUCCACACUCCAUCAAUAAUGGUCAAGUUGCUUGUUUAAACCUACAUACCAGGCUAUGUAAAUAUGUGCCUUCAACUCGCCUUUAAACCUAUGGUGACCCCAUGCAUUUUACAGGGAAUACUCCGAAAUGAUUUUCUUUCUUGGAAAUAUAGCUACAGAACCUAUAUUCAUUGACAGUCUCCCUCCCAGGUACUAACUGUGACUGACCUUGCUUAGCUUCCAAUAUCACAUGCGAUCUGGCGCCCUUAGGGCCUAUCUUUACAUUCUCCUUGCCUGACAACUCCAUCUUCCUGCUUCUACUAUUUCUCUCCUCUACAAGGCUAUCAGUUAUCAGAAACGCAACUAGGUUGCAAAGCCUUAAAAAAUCACGGAUGAGAUGGAUGUGCUCACUGGUUUAUAAGAACCGAAUGCACCUGUAAAUGCCAUACAGUUGAAAUGUGUGACCUUAGAGCAAAAAUUAGAACUCACAUAAAAUCGUUGUAUUCAAUCACUUUUCGCAUACUUUUUUUUUUUUAAAUGUAAACGUUUGACAUCGUCUCUCUUUUAAAAAAAGAAUAACUGGGCAUUUCUUGCUUUUUAAAGAAGGCUUCAUUAAUGACAAAAUUAUGUUUCCUGAUGGGAAACAGGAAAGCCUUAAAGACAAAUCCCAGCAAUCAGUUUUGAAAUUAAUACCUCCAAAUUAAAAAACAAAAAACAAAACAUAACAUGCUAACUGUAAGGUAUACACGUGAGGACAAUUAUGUAAUAGGACAGCCAUCCUCCACUAUUUUGGAAAAUAUACUAUAUACUUGUGUAUGUCUAGAAAUUUUGGUCAAAAAAACAGCCCAAAAAAACCUGAGUUAACUUAUCCACAGGUCAAUUUGAAUACUGUACCUUAUCUCUUAUCAGAAAAGGAACAUCCCUUUCUCUGAAGAGAGUAACAAAAGGCAAGAGCUCAGUCCGUACCAACCGAGAAAGCCAGAAGCUUUACCAUGGUGCAGCUUCUGACCUUUUUUCAAUAUCAAGUUUUUGGGAAAUAUGGGGUGGCUGAUUCCCUCAGUUGGAUUGGUGCUUUUCCCUUUUCAUUGAUUGACCCUCGACUUAUCCCCAGGUCACACCAAAAUUCAUAAUUUUGUCACCAAAACAAGCCCUUGACUUAUACAUAAGAUUGAUUUAUACAUGAUCAUAUCCAGGAGCUGCCCCCCCCCCCCCCCACAAAAAAAAUCACAGUAAUCACAUUGUCUAGUUUGACUCUUGGUAACCGUCUUGAUCUUUUCUCUUCUAAGGGAAGAUCCUUAGAUGGGUCUGAAUCCACAUGAGUUUUGUGGGGAAGUUUGGUGUUUUUAGUCCAUGCAGUACAGGUUCCCUGUUCCUGUCUGAAAUUGUACUUGCAACCUUUAUCAGCAGUCAUGGUUUCUAUAGAUGGGUUUCCAGCCAACACUACUUCUUUGUGCAAUGUCCUAGCCCAAACAUAUAUAGCACUGCUUUUGUGUUUUGGAAGAAGUUAUCAAACAAGUUCUACCUAUUGAAAUUCUUACUUUUGCAAAAAAACAAACAAACAAACAAAAACAUUAAGGAUACAGAAACCCCACCCCUGUUUUUCACCUGGCAAUGCUAAUGUGCAAAGAAUUAUGUUCAAGAUGUCUUUGUGUAGUAAUGUGGCUAAUGUGUUCACCCUAACAUUAAAUACUAUAAUCCUGUCCAAAUUGAAA